CUGCGAGGUGCGAACAGGCAGGUAGGUGGUUUAGUAUCUGGGACUCACAAGUACAUUGAUGUGUUUGGAAAACACAGUCUCGCCAUUACGUCUCGCAGACGUUGGAAUCGCAGCCACACGCCACAAUGCCGCACGUCACUGAGCUCGUCGAGAUGCAACUCACUCGCCCCUUCGAGGCCUUCCUGCCAUUCUUCGAGCGCGAGCAACUUCCUACCCUCCUCGCGGCUCCGGGCCUGGUUUCAGUGCGAACAGGACCCAAGCUGAACGACCCCAACUCCGCCAUCUCAAUUACUCUCUGGACCUCUCUCGCCGCGCACUCAGCCUUCCUCAGUAGCCCUGCGGCGGCUGCUUUCUUCCAGCGCAUGGAGACCUGGCUCAGCGGCCCUCCAGCAGUGCUGCACUACGAGGUGGGAGACUUGGCGGGCGUGGACGGGAGGGGCUACGUCAGGGUUUCAAAGGGAACGGCGAAGAAUGUCGAGAAGCUAGGCAAAGAGCUGAGCAAGACAGGCGUGUGCCUAGAGGACGGCUCGCAGGGUCUGUGUCUGGAUUUCUCGCAGACGCAGGACGGCAUUGGAGAGCGGGAUGGAGAAGAACGGGACGGCGGCUUCGUGGUGCACGUGCAGAGCUACGGACGAGCGGGGGCGCGAUCGGUGCUGUGAUCCUUCAUGCGAGGCGGACGCACAAUCCUCGCACUGCGGCUGCGUGGAGUCGGCACUGGUGCAGUGCGGCCCCGUUGCGGAAGUUCCGCGGCGCUACCAUCGUCCACGGAACGAGUCGACGCAUGCUCGCGCGAGCUAGAACCGCGUCUGAAGUAAGCGCUCAACAUAGAUAAACUGUCUUGGUCUAC
Molecule: messenger RNA, 847 nt
Organism: Boeremia exigua
Lineage: Eukaryota; Fungi; Ascomycota; Dothideomycetes; Pleosporales; Didymellaceae
Exons: 2
Coding region: 126-659 (177 amino acids)
Source: RefSeq, a predicted model, not a curated record